Cylicocyclus nassatus is the source of this 297-nucleotide messenger RNA. The record is from the annotation of a GenBank genome assembly. Lineage: Eukaryota; Metazoa; Nematoda; Chromadorea; Rhabditida; Strongylidae.
AUGUGGUUCGAAUUGCAGUGGAUUAUUUGGUCGAGGACGAUCAGACUCAGACAAUAUCGAAUUAACCGAGUCAGCAUUCCUAACGGCUACGAAAUCUGCAAAGCUCGAGUUCACCUACAGGGCUGGGAAUUGGCACAGAAGGGUUCAAACUGCUCUCCCAUUGCAGAAAUUCUUGUCUGCAUGUUUCGUAGAACGUUGCUUUCGUUUCGUCUUAAAAUCAUCGAGCAUAUGCAAUUCGAUGAUCUGGAAACCCAUCCAACUGAAAGGAAGGAAGCGCAAGACCAUUGGCGAUCAUAA